Molecule: messenger RNA, 4302 nt
Organism: Colius striatus (speckled mousebird)
Lineage: Eukaryota; Metazoa; Chordata; Aves; Coliiformes; Coliidae
Gene: GOPC
Product: golgi associated PDZ and coiled-coil motif containing
Exons: 9
Coding region: 21-1397 (458 amino acids)
Biological process (GO): negative regulation of protein localization to cell surface
Cellular component (GO): trans-Golgi network transport vesicle; membrane; Golgi apparatus
Molecular function (GO): transmembrane transporter binding
Source: RefSeq, a predicted model, not a curated record
GGGGCGGCAGCGGCGGCAGCAUGUCAGCGGCGGGCGGCAGCUCCUGCGGGCCGGGCGCCGCGGCUUGCGGCGGGGGUGCGGCUUCGGCGGCGGGCGGCGGGGUAUCCAUGUUCCGCUGGCUGGAGGUGCUGGAGAAGGAGUUCGACAAGGCCUUCGUGGACGUGGACCUGCUGCUGGGCGAGAUCGACCCGGACCAGGCCGACAUCACGUACGAGGGGAGGCAGAAGAUGACCAGCCUCAGCUCUUGCUUCGCCCAGCUCUGCCACAAGGCGCAGACCGUGUCCCAGAUCAACCACAAGCUGGAGGCACAAUUAGUUGAUUUGAAAUCUGAACUGACAGAAACACAGGCAGAGAAAGCAGUAUUGGAAAAGGAAGUGCAUGAUCAGCUUUUGCAACUUCAUGCUGUUCAACUUCAGCUACAUGCCAAAACUGGUCAGGGUGUUGAUUCUGGGACUAUUAAAGCAAAACUGUCUGUCGUUUCUGUGGAUGAAAUGGAGAGAGAACUUGAAGCUAACAAGAAAGAAAAAGUGAAAGAGGCUCAACUGGAAGCUGAGGUGAAGUUGCUGAGGAAAGAAAACGAAGCACUUCGUAGACAUAUAGCUGUGCUUCAGGCUGAGGUUUAUGGAGCAAGACUGGCAGCCAAGUAUUUAGAUAAGGAACUAGCUGGAAGGGUCCAACAGAUUCAGUUACUGGGCCGAGAUAUGAAAGGACCUGCUCAUGACAAGCUCUGGAAUCAGCUUGAAGCAGAGAUACACCUUCACCGUCACAAAACUGUUAUUAGGGCUUGUCGAGGGCGGAAUGAUCUAAAACGACCAAUGCAAGCACCACCAGGACAUGAUCCUGAUGCCUUAAAGAAGAGUCAAGGUGUUGGUCCAAUCAGAAAAGUUUUGCUAGUUAAAGAGGACCAUGAAGGACUGGGAAUUUCAAUCACAGGUGGAAAGGAGCAUGGUGUUCCAAUACUGAUCUCUGAAAUCCAUCCUGGACAACCUGCUGAUCGAUGUGGAGGACUGCAUGUUGGUGAUGCUAUUCUGGCAGUAAAUGGAGUUAAUCUAAGAGAUGCCAAACAUAAAGAAGCUGUAACUAUUCUUUCCCAACAGAGAGGUGAGAUUGAAUUUGAAGUAGUGUACGUUGCUCCAGAAGUUGAUUCGGAUGAUGAAAAUGUGGAAUAUGAGGAUGAGAGUGGACACCGUUAUCGUUUAUAUCUUGAUGAAUUGGAAGAAGGUGCAAAUUCAAGUUCUAACAGGAAAGAUGCAAAUGUGGAGGUCAAACCCUCACAAGUGUUUGACAAGAAGCCAACUAUUGAUGGACAUGAAAAUGGAGACCUUGGGAAUUCAGUUGAAGCUCCCUUAGAAGACACUGCUCCCAAAUUAGCUCGUUCUGCAGAGUCUUUAUCUUAAAACCAAACAAACAAAAAAAUCAUCUGGACAGAUCUCGUCCUUGGGAACAAUUGAUAAUCAAUAUUGACUGCUUCAAGUUGCAUAUACUAGUGUAGGUUUUAAAAGGAUGAUUCAAUGUCAAAGGGAACUGUAUUACCGUUGCCUGGAAAAAAGGCGGUUACCUCAGGGCUUCAUUGUGAGCAAUUCUAAAUGUGGAAAACUGUCUUUGUGUGACACACAGUAGUUACCUAACACAUGGCACGUGAAAUGAAUUCUCUUUUAAUAAUAAGCACCAAAGCAUGGGAUUUCUAAAAAGGAUAACCUCAAUAUAUCCAACUUUUAAAUCCCAUUGAUGUCACCAAGGAAGUAGAAUAAGAUGUAGCCACAACUUCAUUUUGACCCUGUGAUGUUUUUAAGGGACAACUGAUGUUUGGUUUGGUGUGAAAUGAGCCUUCACUGUAGGAGGAUGAUGGGGGGGAAUCAUACCAUUGUAUCUGUGCAUUUUGUACUUAGGUUUUUUGAACUGUAACUUUUAAAAGAAAGCUGUUGGUUUUUUUUUUUUUCCCCUUCUCCUCCGAAUAGCAAAAAAACAGAGCUUUUAUUUGAGCAAAGACCAUCAAAACCCAAAUGGGACAGUGGAGUACUUGCUAUUUGUGGUCCUUCACCCCAUGGUCGUUUUAUGAGUGAGAUUUUUGGCAUUGUUGAUUUAAGGAGUGCACUAUCAAUUGCUCAGUUUGGAAGUUGCUCUAAAAAUAUUUAAUCAGAGUAUUACCAGGUUUUAAAAGCAAAAUUAGGUUUUUUUAAAAAUUAAUUAAAAAAAAUACAAUUAUGUAGGCCCUUUGGUACUUUAUGAGCAUCAUCAGUUUAUCUUUUGUUCUUGAAUGGAUAUGGUUACUGCUAAUGCAGAGUGGUUCAAGUUGAUCAUCAUUAGCUUGACCUUGUGAAAAGCUGGGUGCUUUUGAUGGGUACUGAACAUACUCAUUUCAUAUUAAAAUAAUCUUCAAAGAAGUGAAAGUUGAGUGCACAGUACUUUACAGGAGGUACUCAGAAUCAUACGGUGUCUGGCCCUAUCUGUUAUGGCAGUUGUAUUAACCUAUAAUUGUCUUACUGUUGAAAGAAAAUGUUACUCCUUUUGUAAAGAGCGGUGUAUCUUAAAAUAGCUUUUAAUCGGUGUACAUCUAGAGGCCCGUGCUAUGGCUCCAAAUGGGAACGCUGAGGGAUGGGUUUUUGUCCAGUUUCUCAUAUCCCAUUUGUAUAUCUUUUGGGGAACUGCAGCACUCUCCCCGUGCAAGCUCUGCAUUGUAAUAGCAUUUAUUAUUUCAGCAUGUGGUGCUGGCUUUCCUGUUCACUGCUCCGCAGGCUGGAGAACUGUAAUGUGAAAAGAUAGGAUUUUGUACAUUGAGAGAGGAACCAAUGUGAAAAGACAACUUUGCAAGUGUUACUCUGUAGGAUGUUACAUAUGUAAGGAAAAAAACCCUCAAAGGCCUGUAGAGUAACACCAACUAAUCUUAUGUUCUAAAUUGUGAUGUAGAACACAGUUGCUUGUCUCUCCUAGGAGCACUAUAUAUAUAUACAUAUAUAUAUAUGUUUAUAGAAAAAGCCUGAAAAUGUAUAUACUUUAUUCAAAGAUUUUGCUAUUUAUAAAUCCCUUCACUUCGCUACUUAACUCACAGGAUUGUUUUGCGUGUGUAUGCGCAUGAGUUCCACUCGCUCAGUGGAAUAACAUUAUAUGGUUCAUUUUUUUUAUAGUAGUCUCUGUUAUACAGCAUCCUGUUGAAGGGUUUUUUUUUUUUUUAAAUAGUUAAAACUGUACAGUUUUCACCAAGCAGAAACUAGUAUUUAAAAAUAAAGCUGUGUGAAGAAGAAGAAACAGGUCCCCAGGCAUGUUUCUUUUUCUGGAGCUUCAGAAACUUGAGGACACAUUGACUGCGUGUUAGCAGAUGAAUCCACUGCCGUAGCUUUGCAUCCAGGCUUGUGUUUUUCCUGCAGUUACUCAAGCAGAAUGCACUCUGAAACUGUCUGUGGCUUAGAACACUCGGUGUCCUUUCUGUCAGAAGGGACAGUUCAAAGCCAAGUUGUGAUCUUGUCUUUCAAAAUGACCGCUGUAUGAAAUCUUGCUGCAGUUGUAAGAAAUGAGGCUGGUCCAACUAGUCUAGUAACUUUUAAAAGAAGGCAUUAAAUUUGCCAGUGCCGGUUCCCUUAUUUGAGGGAAAGGUGAAUUUUUUUAAUUUAUUCUUUCUUCUUUGCUUCUUGGCACACCUUAUUUUUGACUUAAUGCUUUUCAUCAAGUUUAGCCUGAAUUGGAAGAAUGUUUCUAGAGUUAUUUUCCUAAUGUUCCUUGUUCAUCAGUUUCUCAUGAUCCUGCACUCUUUUCAUCUUCUGGAAGUUGCUAGACCCCUUUCUCUCUCUAACCUUGUCUAUUUUUAACCUAUGUAUAUAUGACAUCAACAGAAGGAACAAUUGCAGAGGAGAAUUACUAGGAGCAGACAAGUCGGGUAGCAGUAAAUUAUCCCCAGGUUUCCUUCCCCACAGUUUCCAUAGUCUUUGUUUAGAAGGCCCUGAAUGGGAGGAUUUUACUUGGACACAACAGUCUGCCUCCAGGUAUGCUGUACUUCCUACCGGCUGACUUAACAUAGUAGCUUAUUAUAGUCAUGCUGAGAUGCUUAGAGAUUAAUAUUUAAACUGGCAAGAGUUUUGCAAGUUGAGAUUUCCAGAUUCAGUAGACAAACGUGUUUUCUCCCCUUUGUCGGUAACUGGAAGACUCAGUCCUGCUGAUUCCCAGAGGUUGAAUGAAUUAGACUUGGAAGAAUUUCCGAGGCAAGUCAGUAUUUGGACUUCAUUUUUAUUUUUUAAAAUGUAAAAUGGUUUACUUGUCUGUGUAUAUAUAUUUUUACUUAAAAAGAAUAAAAUAAUAUUCUAAAGAUAA